CCUCCCUUGCCUUCCCCGCGAGCGGACGCGCCAGCGCCUCUGUCUCGCUUUUUCUUAUUUUCCCCCCUUCCCCUUCCUUUUUUUCUUUUUCUUUUUCCCCCUUCCUCCCUUUCACCAUUUCCCCUUGGAGGCGCUUCCCCCGGGCAGGGGCAGAGCCGGUCUCACCCCCCGCCUCUCCCCGGCCCCCGCCGCCCUAUGGAGAGAGGGAGCCCCCUCCCCACCCAGGCACAAGCGGCGGCGGUUGGAGGAGCGAGACCGGUGGCGGCCUCAGGUCCAGGAUCGUCAUGGAACUAAUUCGCUGACCGACUCACGGCCGGAGCCGUGUGUCCUGCUCGAGUGCAAGUGCCCGCGCCCCCCAGCACCGUUCCCCCUCUUCACCCUCCUCAGUCGGCCUGGUCCUCGUCCCGCGCGCCUCGUCGCUGCGCGCUGUUGAAAAUGAGGUGGUAGCGGGCCCCUGGAUGACCCCGCGUCACCACUGUGAGGCCUACAGCUCUGCCAGGGAGGAGGAAGAGGAGGAGAAGGUAGCUACAUCAAGCUGGGAGGCAGGCAGAUCCAAAGGAUACCAUGAAGUUUCCAGGGCCUUUGGAAAACCAGAGAUUGUCUUUCCUUUUGGAAAAGGCAAUCUCUAGGGAAGCCCAGAUGUGGAAAGUGAAUGUGCCGAAAAUGCCUACAAACCAGAAUGUUUCUCCAUCCCAGAGAGAUGAAGUGAUUCAGUGGCUGGCUAAACUCAAGUACCAAUUCAACCUUUACCCAGAAACAUUUGCGCUGGCUAGCAGUCUUUUGGACAGGUUUUUAGCCACUGUAAAGGCCCAUCCAAAAUACUUGAGUUGUAUUGCAAUCAGCUGUUUUUUCUUAGCCGCCAAGACUGUUGAGGAAGACGAGAGAAUUCCAGUGCUGAAGGUGUUGGCAAGAGACAGUUUCUGUGGAUGUUCUUCAUCUGAAAUUCUGAGGAUGGAGAGAAUUAUUCUGGAUAAGCUGAAUUGGGACCUUCACACAGCCACACCAUUGGAUUUUCUUCACAUUUUCCAUGCCAUUGCAGUGUCCACUAGGCCUCAGUUAAUUUUCAGUUGGCCCAAACUGAGCCCCUCUCAACAUUUGGCAAUCCUGACCAAACAACUACUUCACUGUAUGGCCUGCAACCAAUUUCUGCAAUUCAAAGGAUCCAUGCUUGCUCUGGCCAUGGUUAGUUUGGAAAUGGAGAAACUCAUUCCUGAUUGGCUCCCCCUUACAAUUGAACUGCUUCAGAAAGCACAGAUGGAUAGCUCCCAGUUGAUCCAUUGCCGGGAGCUUGUGGCACAUCACCUUUCUACUCUGCAGUCUUCCCUGCCUCUAAAUUCCGUUUACGUCUACCGCCCCCUCAAGCACACCCUGGUGCCCUGUGACAAAGGAGUGUUCCGAUUACAUUCCUCCUCUGUCCCAGGCCCAGAUUUCUCCAAGGACAACAGCAAACCAGAAGUGCCAGUCAGAGGUACAGCAGCCUUCUAUCAACAUCUCCCAGCUGCCAGUGGGUGCAAGCAUACUUCUGCUAAACGCAAAGUAGAGGAAAUGGAAGUGGAUGACUUCUAUGAUGGGAUCAAACGGCUCUAUAAUGAAGAUAAUGCUUCAGAAAAUGUGGGUUCUGUGUGUGGCACUGAUUUAUCAAGGCAAGAGGGGCAUGCCUCCCCUUGUCCACCUUUGCAGCCUGUGUCUGUCAUGUAGUUUCAGGUGUUACCUUUAAGUGUAGACUGACGUAUACUACUCUGGGAACAGGAACAUGGAAAACCAGGGCAGGCUAUAUAAAGGUAUAUAUACCUAAUCAGGCUGAUUUGAAGUGAGCCAGGAAGAAAAAAAAAAAUUAUUGUGACUAAUUAAAAUUCAACAUUAUUUAAGCACUUAAAGACCCCUAAAAAAAGUAUAAAA
Messenger RNA from Pteronotus mesoamericanus, 1899 nucleotides. It is a transcript of the gene CCNI, whose product is annotated as cyclin I. The transcript has 7 exons. Gene Ontology annotation, cellular component: nucleus; cyclin-dependent protein kinase holoenzyme complex; cytoplasm. Gene Ontology annotation, biological process: mitotic cell cycle phase transition; regulation of cyclin-dependent protein serine/threonine kinase activity. NCBI's taxonomy places the organism in Eukaryota, Metazoa, Chordata, Mammalia, Chiroptera, Mormoopidae. The coding region runs from base 565 to 1698 and encodes 377 amino acids. The record is from RefSeq and is a predicted model, not a curated record. Gene Ontology annotation, molecular function: cyclin-dependent protein serine/threonine kinase regulator activity.